Molecule: messenger RNA, 360 nt
Organism: Arabis nemorensis
Lineage: Eukaryota; Viridiplantae; Streptophyta; Magnoliopsida; Brassicales; Brassicaceae
Source: the annotation of a GenBank genome assembly
AUGGAGAAAACCCUAGCUACUUCCCAUACAAAACGCUCAUCUUCUCCGUCAUCUCCGUCUCAAUCCACCGCCGUGAGCACACGCGCCGCCGGAUUCAAUCGGAGAACCAAACAGAAACUGUCGGAUGCAACGGCGAGUGUAAGAGUAGAAGAUGACGAUGAAGACGAUGAAGAAGGAGUGGAGGAGAAGAUAGAGGCGCUUCAGACAAUAGUUCCCGGAGGAACGGCGCUUGGUGUCGACGCGCUGUUCGAAGAGACGGCUAGUUACAUUUUGGCUCUGCAAUGUCAGAUCAAUGCCAUUAAAGUUCUUACUUCGUUUCUUGAGCGUUGUGAGAAAGACGAAAUGAAGUUUGGAGGUUGA